This is a messenger RNA of Homarus americanus (American lobster), 2373 nucleotides long. Its product is annotated as equilibrative nucleoside transporter 1-like. Gene Ontology annotation, biological process: nucleoside transmembrane transport. NCBI's taxonomy places the organism in Eukaryota, Metazoa, Arthropoda, Malacostraca, Decapoda, Nephropidae. Gene Ontology annotation, molecular function: nucleoside transmembrane transporter activity. The coding region runs from base 528 to 1784 and encodes 418 amino acids. The transcript is spliced from 10 exons. Gene Ontology annotation, cellular component: plasma membrane. The record is from RefSeq and is a predicted model, not a curated record.
GUAUGCUCUUGGUGCGGUUUCCAUUUCUGAGCUCUAAAUUAACAUUAAAAUAAAAUACUUAGAAAUCUAUACAAUAUGGAUGUUUACAAACAAAAUAAAACCGUUAAGACGCAACAUUUUAUCUGAGUCGGCUGAUGUAAGGAGGGAAACACUCGCCUGGUACAAUGUACAAAACUCGUCAACGGGUUUGCUUCUGCGCAGGUGGGCGGAGUCACCAAUUAUGACCAAGGAUACUCGAUUUUAUUUGAAUGUGAAGGUAGACGCAGCUGGAUUCAUGUUGUAGCUAUGAUAAAUGCUCUUGGUCUCACAAUUCUAAGGUUGUGGAAUAACUUCUACCUGCACUAUCAAAUAUCCAAGCGGGUAGGCUGUCAGUGUGUGAGACCCGUGCCGUCGCUUAUGGAUGGAUAUACUUUCUUAGAACUUUGAGCAGUGUGAUUAUAUAAAGUCCUUGGUCGGAGAGAGAUAGCAGUGUCAUAGUGACUCAUCCAAACUUCUUCACACUUACUUGUAACGCAACUGUCGGACAGAUGGAAGAAGAGACAGUACUGAAGACGCCACUGAAGGUGACUGUCUCCUUUUAUAUGCUGGGCAUUGUUACACUGCUGCCAUGGAACUUCUUCAUCACAGCGGAUUCCUAUUGGCAGUAUAAAUUCCGGAACGUAAGCCUAGAGGAUGAGUGGGACGACCUUGACGCCGGCCUCACGCCCCUUCAGGUCUCCUUCAUGCCCACCCUUAUCAUCGUCUCCAAUAUCUUCGCCACACUCUUUCUCGUUGUGAACUCCUUCAUCGUCACCAGAGUGAGCGAGAGAGUCCGUCUACUUGGGUCACUAUGCGUGUCCUUUUCGGCCAUGUUAUUGACCACCAUCUUUACCUUCACCAACACAGACGCAUGGCAGGUGAACUUCUACAUCAUUACCAUGGUCAUAGUGUCACUGCUUAACAUAUUCAUGGCAAUGAUCCAGGGGUCCAGCUACGGUCUGGCUGGAAUGUUCCCUAUCAACUGCAUCAACAGCAUGAACUCUGGCCAGGCCAUAGCUGGGGUGUUCUGCUCCCUCGCUCGUAUUCUCUCCCUCGUGGUGGGGGAUAAACCCCUCAUCAGCGGACUUGUCUUCUUCUCCAUUGCUGAUGUCUUCCUCCUUGCCUCCAUCGCCGACUACAUUUAUCUUACGAAAAUGGAAAUUUAUGCCAAGAUUAAGAAUAAGGCAGAGAAUACGGAGUCUACACAAGUGGCCAAAAGCGACUGGGAGACUUACUUGGUAGUUUUUAAGAAGGUGUGGUUGAUGGGCACCACGUAUGCAGGGACGUUGUUUGUGACACUGAUGAUAUAUCCUGCAGUGAUGGUGUACGUCACUUCCUACAUGCCCGAGUCUCAGUGGACCAAGGUGUACUUUCAGCCAACUAUCACUUUCCUCGUCUUUAACCUGGGCGACUUGCUGGGGAGGGAGACGCCACGCUGGAUCCCAUGGCCUGGGCCUGAAGGGUGGUCGCUGCACAUACUUGGAGCGGCGCGUCUCAUCUUUGUGCCGCUGCUGAUGCUCUGCCACGGUGACAAUAAAACCUUCCCCACUGUUUUCAACCACGAUUCUUACUACAUCAUCCUCAUCACCCUUUUUGCUUUUACCAACGGCCACGUCGGGACACUUACCCUUAUUUACUAUCCUGGAUUGCUGAAGAGUGAAGAGCUGGAGGUGGGUGGAGCUAUAAUGGCGGCCAUGUUGGGGGUGGGCAUGGUGGUGGGGUCUCUGCUGUCCCCGGGUUUUGUAGCUCUGUGGGGGCCCAAGUGACCCACCCAGAGUAAGGGGGGAAAGGGGCAAUAGUGCUGGUCAGAUGAGCCCCAGUCCUAAAAGACCUCAUCCUAACCUAACUUACAAUUUGGGCCUAUUUUAUUGUCUGUGAAGAGUGGAGUCAAUUUGACUGGUUACUUAGGGUGAAGAGGCCCUAGUUUAGAUAUUGUAGAGUGGAAAAAUAAGUGAUGGUGUCUUCUACCGGAGAGUAUUAUUUGACUUUCUACAUUAGUUUCUCAUUCUUUUUGUUUCACAAUAUUACUGUAACUUUGGAGGAACAUGAAUUAAAAAAAAUCCAUCAAAAUUUCAAAACAUUUUCAGAAAUAAUUAAAAAAGUUUUAGGGGUGAAUGUAAAUGUAGGUAAAGUUGAAGGUAGGAGAGCCAAGGGAAGGCAGAGACUGGGUUGGAUGAAUGAAAUUAAAAACUGGGUCCCUAAAGAGAUCCAUAAUCUUGGAGGAUUGGUAUAAACAGCUCAUAAAAGUUUAGAUUACUGAGGCGCCACCACCAACACCAGAUGACUAAGGCACCACCACCACCAGAUGACUAAGGCACCACCACCACCACCAGAUGACUAAGGCAUCACCACCAC